GCCAUCGUGGAGCCCGUCUCUUUUCCUCUCGCCUAUUUUGAGUCUCGUUUUGGAGGUGACGUUGGGUCCCCAGGGUGCUGAAAAGUUGGGUUGCGGACCCCCGCCAGGGCUCAGCAUCACGGAGGUGCAGGGCGUCGCUGAGGGCUCGGGGCCGGUUGCCGCCUGUGGUGCGCUCCGCCCCGGGGCCCCUGCCCCUGUUCCUGCUCCGAGUCCGACCCUGGCUGCGGCCCACGUCCCGGCUGCGGCCUCGCAGUUCACCUUGCUGGUGAUGCGCCCCUGUGGAGGGCCGGAGGAAGCAGCGGCCGAGGGCGUCCUGAGGCAAGUUCCCGCCCUAGGGGGCAACACGCGCGCGGGCAAGCCUAUUAGGUAUCCGUGUGACGUGGCGGGGGAUGGAGAGGAGGAAGCGGGGGAGGAGGAAGCGGACCUCCUGGACACUUCAGAUCCCCCGGGGGGAGGCGAGAGCACAGCUAGUCUGGAGGACCUGGAGGACGAAGAGACCCACUCCGGGGGCGAAGGAGGCAGCAGGGGAGCCCGUAAAAGGGGCAGCGGCGGGGGCAGCAUGUGCAAGACCUGCAUUUACGAGGGCUGCAGCGAAACCACCAGCCAGGUGGCCAAGCAGCGCAAGCCGUGGAUGUGCAAGAAACACCGCAACAAAAUGUACAAGGACAAGUACAAAAAGAAGAAAAGCGACCAGGCCCAGAAUUGCGGCGGAGCCGCCCCGGCUGGCAGUGUGGGAAACGUCCAGCUGGAGGAAAGUACAGAUAAUAUACUCUCAAUUGUUAAACAAAGAACAGGAGCUUUUGGGGAUCGUCCUGCAAGGCCUACACUUUUAGAACAAGUGUUAAAUCAAAAAAGACUGUCAUUACUAAGAAGCCCAGAAGUGGUGCAUUUUUUACAGAAACAACAACAACUAUUAAAUCAGCAAGUUUUGGAGCAAAGACAGCAGCAGUUUUCAGGAACAUCAGCAUGAGGGAAUUUAUUAAGAAGCUCUAUAUGUUUUUUUUUAUCUUAUUGUAGUAGGCAAAAAUAUUUUUAUACUAAGAUAAGUGGGGUUAGAUAUGCUAGUAGAACAUCAAGUUAUUUUCCUGUAAAUGUAUGGGUGCAUUUGGGGAUAAAUAAAUAUUGCAUUUUGUACAUCCUAUUCUUUCAGGUCACCAUAAAUUUGAAGAAAUCAGCUUAUCUUUGCAAAAGAACAUUUAAUUACAAUGUAUUUUAAACAAAAUGUUCUUCAGUCAUUGUUACUGAAGAUUUUGAAGCAGUUACUUCUGUGGAAGUUAAGUUAAUUGACAUUAAUCUUGUAUCUAGCUCAAUGGUUCUCAUCAAGGGGCAGUUGGAAAUGUUAUGGGUGUGUAUUUUUGAUUGUCACAGUGACUAAAAACUGCUGGCUUUUAGUGAAUGGUCCAGAAAUGCUAAAUGUUCUGCAGUAUCUGGAAUGGUCUCACACAACUAAGAAUUGUCUUAUUCACAAUGCAAGUCAUAUUCCUCUUAAGAAAUACUGGUAGCUACUUGUGAUGGAUAAAUGUUGUUGAGGCACUUAGAAUUGGGUUCUUAUAAUAACCUUUUUUUUUUUUGCAGUUAAGAAUGGAGCUUUCAAAGAGAUAAACAUACUUUAUAUCUAUAGGGAAAGUUAAAUUGUUAAAUAUGUGUGAAAUUAGGGAAUGCAUCUGUUUUUUGGAAUGUGCUGGUAAAACCUGAGGGAUUAACUAAGUACACUGGAAUGAAUGCAUCUCCUAAAGUUGGCUUCUCUUCUUCAUGUUACCUGUUAGCUUUGAUCUCUUUUAAAGCAGACACUGUUAUGUGUUGAAUUUGUCAACAGUAAAAGUGUAUCUCAUCCCACCAGUGCCAGGACAAAAUUAUUUUUUUAAUACUCAUUUCUUUUUCAAAAAGAUCCUGAAUAUAAGAAUAACAUUCCAGCAUUUUGUCAUUGUUUUUCAAAAUUGAUCUAUUUUAAGACUGUGUUAUUCCUAAGUAAUGUUCAAAGAAUGAUGGAUAAUCUAUAUAGAUACUUUUUUCUUAUAUUUGUUCUUAGGAAAACUUUUAAAAGGCAAACCCAUCAAUAAAAAUAACAAGUUAAAGUAUUUCCAGUGUUAGGAAAAGAAAUGUAUGUGUCACAAGUUUAACUGCAAAAAUUUGUUAGUUUCUUGGUUUUUAAGCUCUGAAAUAUAUAUCAAGUUAAACUGACUCACAGCUGUACCAAGAAGUAUUUAAGGAGAGUAGGAAUCUUUAUUUUUGUAUGCUUUAGAUUUGCAUAUCUGUGCAAAAAUGCUUUUACCAAAAUUAUUCAUUAAAGUCCAAUUGUUGACCUUUGA
Miniopterus natalensis is the source of this 2309-nucleotide messenger RNA. RefSeq names its product regulatory factor X associated protein (gene RFXAP). Gene Ontology annotation, biological process: regulation of transcription by RNA polymerase II. The record is from RefSeq and is a predicted model, not a curated record. NCBI's taxonomy places the organism in Eukaryota, Metazoa, Chordata, Mammalia, Chiroptera, Miniopteridae. Gene Ontology annotation, cellular component: nucleus.